CGCGCGCGCGCGUCCUCGUGAUAUUUGCACAGUCAUGGCGCUGGAAUCCCUCCCCGCCUCGCCGACUGUCACAACUGCUCCCGCGUCGGACGUCUUCUUCCUCUUCGAUGGAGAACCUCCGAACUCACGCCAAACGCGCUCGAAAGCGUCUUUCGUUUUUGUGACACAAAUAUUGGCAACAGACGAAAAGAUAUUCCCCCAUAUUCCCACUUAAAAGCGAGACUUCGGAGGACUUUCUCGUCGUCUGGAAGGAGGCGAGCAGAUGUACGACGGGAGGUUGCUCGAGGAUUACCACGGCAAAGCCAAAGGAUUCCAAAUUGGGACGUCUCAUAGCUAACACCAGGCGCGUCUGAUUGGAUCACAUUCUGGACUAUUGACAGGUGGGCCUGGGAUUUCCUCCUGUCAGCCAUGUUGAAGCGAGAAGAAGGAGUCACCGUCAGGCCGGCAUCAGCGGAUUUGAACUCGAGCGUCGGCAGAGAACAACGGGAGCUUUCAGACGUCAGUGAAUCAAAGACACAAAGACUUAUGGGAUAAAUUCGGUGAACUCCAAUCCCACAAUGCACUGCUCGCUGAGGAAGAAGCCGCCCACGCGGGGCUCGGACUUCUCGGCCAUCGCCGUGCCCUCCAUGCACGGCUCGGGGUACCUGGACUACACGGUGGAGAGUCACGCCUCCAAGUCGCUGAAGAUCAUGGACGAGUUCAGGAGACAGGAGAUGCUGUGCGACCUGGUGCUCCGCGUUACCAACAAGGACAGAAGCAUGGACUUUAAGGUGCACAAGCUGGUGCUGGCCUCGUGCAGCCCUUACUUCCGGGCCAUGUUCACCAGCAGUUUCAAGGAGCGCCAGGCGUCCGAGGUCACCCUGAGCGAUGUCUGCCCCCAAGUGCUGGGGAGGCUCAUCGACUUCGCUUACACGUCGCACAUCAUCGUGGGCGAAAAGUGCGUGCUGCACUUGCUCUUGGCCGCGAUGAGGUUCCAGAUGGAGGACGUGGCCAAGGCGUGCUGCGACUUCCUCACCAAGCACCUGGAGUCGUCCAACGUCAUCGGCAUCACCCGCUUCGCCGAGGAGCUCGGCUGCGCCGACCUGUACCAGCGUGGGCGCGAGUACAUCAACACGCACUUCAGCGAGGUGACGAAAGAAGACGAGUUCUUCAGUCUGUCUCACUGCCAGCUGCUGGAACUCAUCAGUCAGGACAGCAUCAAGGUGCUCUGCGAGUCCGAGGUUUACAAAGCAUGUACGGACUGGGUGCGCUGGGACGUGGAGAAUCGGGCCCAGUACCUUCACGCCCUCCUGAACGCGGUCAACAUUUACGCCCUUCCGCCCAAGUUCCUCAAAAACCAGCUUCUGUCCUGCCCCCUCCUCAGCAAGGCCAACGCUUGUAAGGACUUCCUGUCGAAAAUCUUCCAGGAUAUGGCGCUGAGGAAGGUUCCUCCAGCACCCAUACGUGGAACCCAACUCAUCUAUGUGGCCGGCGGCUACAGACAGCAUUCCCUGGCAACCACGGAGGCUUACGACCCCUUCCGAAAAGUGUGGCUCAAGCUCGCCGACAUGCCGGCUCCCAGCAGCGGCCUCGGGGCUUGCACGCUCUUCGGCCUGCUCUACACGGUGGGCGGCAGGAACCUGUCGCUGGAGUGCAUCACCGACUCCAGCGCUUUAUGCUGCUACAACCCUAUGACCAACCAGUGGAGCCAGCGCGCGUCCCUCAACGUGCCCCGCAACCGGGUGGGGGUGGGCGUGGUGGACGGCUGCAUCUACGCCGUGGGGGGCUCGCAGGGCUCCACGCUGCACAACACCGUGGAGCGGUGGGAGCCCGAUACCAAUCGUUGGUCCUUGGUGUGCCCCAUGCUGGUAGCCCGCCUGGGGGCCGGGGUGGCGGCCUCCGGGGGGACGCUCUACGUGGUGGGGGGUCUGGAUGGCCAGAGCCGAUCCAGCGCGGCGGAGAAAUACCAACCGGACACUAACACCUGGCAUCAGCUGGCGCCCAUGAGCACUGCACGCAGCGGACUGGGCCUCGUGUGCGUCAACGCUCACCUGUAUGCCAUCGGCGGCUACGACGGCUCCAACCAGCUGGCCACGGUGGAGCGCUACAACAUAGCCCGGAACACGUGGGAGCCCCGGGCGUCCAUGCAGUGCUGCCGGAGCACGCACGGCGUGGCUGUGCACCAGGGGUGCAUCUUUGUCUUAGGAGGUUUCCACCAGCAUGACUUCGUGUCCAGCGUGGAGCGCUACUGCCCGGAGAGGGACGAAUGGACGUACGUAAGUGACAUGUCGCUGGGGCGCAGCGGCAUGGGCGUGGCCGUUACCAUGGAGCCGUGUCCCGCCAGCCUGCCCCCGGAGCAGGACGACGACGACGACGACGGCGGCUGACGACCCGCCACUGGUGGACGCUUUUGCAAAUGGACGCCUCGGACAAACAUGUGGAUUAUUGCAGGUGGACUUUUUAUUUUUUAUUUUCAUUUUUUUAAACCGUGAACUCACGACCGGCAAGGUGCUACAGCAACUAACGUGGUGCCUCGAGAUACGAAUUUAAUUUGUUAAAUGACCACGCUCAUCUCAAAAUGUUUUUUCUGCAUUGAAAUAAAUGAAAAUGCCAUUAAUCUGUUCCAGCCUAAGUUUAAAAAAAAAAAAAAAAAACAAAGUACCACUCCAUAACAUAGUACCAUAUAAAAACAUACAUUAGUGACUUAAUUGAAUACAAAUAAAUAGAACUAAACAGUUACAGUCACACUUGGCAUCAGUUUGAAUGACUAUUGUGCUGGUGGCAAUGAAAGUUGGACAAAUGGGUAUGGUGUACGUGUACAUCUGUACCGUAUCGUCGGCUCAGCUCAUCGCAGAGGAUAAAGAAUGUAUGACUGUG
Molecule: messenger RNA, 2856 nt
Organism: Syngnathoides biaculeatus (alligator pipefish)
Lineage: Eukaryota; Metazoa; Chordata; Actinopteri; Syngnathiformes; Syngnathidae
Gene: keap1a
Product: kelch-like ECH-associated protein 1a
Exons: 12
Coding region: 558-2366 (602 amino acids)
Molecular function (GO): protein binding
Source: RefSeq, a predicted model, not a curated record